ACAUGGGAAUUAGAAUAAAUAUUAGAAAAAAAGAUUUUAAUUGAAUAAAAUAUUGCGUAAAUUAAAAAAGAAUGUCUUUUUGCUGUAGCUUACACCCUGUGCAUUUCCGUUAUGUCACGUGAUUUCCAAGAAUUCAAUUCCAACAUUUUCAAUUUGAAACUACAUAGCAAAUGAAAGAUUGACGCAUUUAAUAAAAAAUUGUAACGAAAGGAAUAAAUCAAAGCUGUUUUUCUUCAAUCAUUUUCAAUUAAGUGUGGCCACAAAAGUAAUAAUGAAGAGGGCCACAUAGCGUCAAAAUAAACAAGAAAGACGCGCUAGUUGCAUGAAAAAUAGACCGACAAUAAAAAAAUCAUCAAAAUUAUGUCUGUAACUUUGUUUCUAUGCUGGCUUAAUAUCGUAACAAUGCUGUCAACAGUUGUGCUUGUCACAGACUCUUGUUCAAGCACUUUUGGAAGUCGAAAAACAAAGCGAAUUAUUGAAGCUUCCUCUCCAGCAUUGACGACUAAGACAGUAACCAUUCCAUCGACAACUUUAUUAAGAGAUACCACCAAAUUGACAGAGCCAAAGGAGACGAUUGUAGCACAAGAAACUGACAAAACGUUCAAAUUCGAGGGAUAUAGACACGAGAUCGCUUGUGGUGGUCAGUAUCAAAUGGACUUCUGUUUGAACGGCGGCACGUGUUAUAUUCACAAAUAUCGAGACGCCAGCCUUUAUUUCUGCAAGUGUCCUUCGUACUUCCAUGGACAUAGAUGUCAAGAGAAACAAUUGGAAGGUAGUUAUGGGGGCGGAAAAGUGGGAAUCCGUAGAAGUCGGAUCCGUCGCCAGAUUUCACAAUCUGAAAAGAAACUUCGAACUGGACAUAGAGGUCAUCAUCUUCAUCAAAGAACGCAUAAAAAUGUGACAACUACAAGAAUUCCUUAAAUAUCAUAUUUCGUAUUUAACUUCUAAUAUCGACAAUAAUUAAACGGCUCCAUAACAACAACAAAAAAAUAAGAAGAAAAGUAUUGAUACUUAAUGCAAAAUCUUAAACAAUUUUCCUUCAACGAUUCUUUGCACAAGAAAUAUGAAAUACUUUCUUAUCUUAGUAAUGUUCAUUAGAUUUUCAAGGUUUUGAUAACUUUGAUUUUUUUUUGUAAUGAUAUUUGUGCUUGAUAUAUUUGAGCAAUAAUAAUAGGGGUGUCAUUACAAAAUUUAUAGAAAAUAUUAUCAAUAAAUAAAAUCAUUGAUCAGAGAAUAUUAAUUUUAAAUAA
This is a messenger RNA of Clunio marinus, 1250 nucleotides long. The record is from the annotation of a GenBank genome assembly. Lineage: Eukaryota; Metazoa; Arthropoda; Insecta; Diptera; Chironomidae.